Fusarium venenatum is the source of this 921-nucleotide messenger RNA. Its product is annotated as S-adenosyl-L-methionine-dependent methyltransferase. The record is from RefSeq and is a predicted model, not a curated record. Gene Ontology annotation, cellular component: endoplasmic reticulum. Gene Ontology annotation, molecular function: sterol 24-C-methyltransferase activity. Gene Ontology annotation, biological process: ergosterol biosynthetic process. NCBI's taxonomy places the organism in Eukaryota, Fungi, Ascomycota, Sordariomycetes, Hypocreales, Nectriaceae.
AUGGCUUCCUCAACAAACACAACAACCAAGGAUGAACAAUCCAUCCCAAACAACAGCGCUCUGCGUAACUACUAUGAGUCAUGGGACUCUCGCAUUGUGUACAAAGUCAUUAUGGGAGGGACUCAGCAUUUUGGGUAUUGGGACAAGGACACAUACUGGCCAUUCCCACUGACACCACAACUGCGACGAAUGGAAGAGAAACUACUUGAGAUCAUCAAUCUCCCUCAAGGCUCUCAGAUUCUCGAUGCAGGAUGCGGCGUAGGCCAUGUCACUCGCUACUUUGCACAGCAUGGUAUGCGCAUGCUCGGAAUUGAUAUCAUCGACUGGGCGAUAGAUGAUGCUCGCACUGUCGUCCAAGAUGCGAAACUCUCCGAGUCUCAGAUGCGGAUUGAGAAGAUGGACUACCAUGAUCUGAGUUCUAUUCAAGACUCCUCACUAGACGGCGUCUGCACAAUGCAAUCCCUUAGCCAUGCCUACGAUCCCAAGAGCGCAAUGGCAGAAUUUUACCGCGUCACCCGUCCAGGAGGCCGUAUAGCCAUGGUCGAAGUAGAACGCAAAACACCCAACACUAUCGAUGAUCCAAAUGAUCAGUUGACUCAGGUUAUGAAGAUGGUGAACGAGUACACUGUCAUGCCUACCAAUGAAGCAGCGCACUUCGACUACUUCAAGGGUCUUCUUGAAGAAGCGGGAUAUAUGAACAUUGAGGUGAGAGAUUGGCAGUCUAAUAUCAUGCCCAUCAUCAGAUUGUUCUACGUACUUGUGGCGGUUCCGUAUUAUUUGCUUAGGUCGUUUGGGGUUGAGAAGUGGUUCAUUAAUAUGAUUUGUGCUGCAAGUGCGUUUUUGGGGAGGGAUAGAUGGAGGUUUGUUGCUAUUACUGCAACGAAACCCGGUGGGAAGGUCGAGGGUUCUAAGACCAAGUAA